AUGGAGGAAUCAAAGCAGCCAUUUCUUCUUGCUCCAAACGAUAACAUACAGCAGCAGCAAGACCCGAUUCCAGCUGACGCAGAAGACAUCCAGCCCAUCAACGGGAUUCAGGAUUUCUACACAGAGUUCUGUGCAGAGUCCAAGAAGCUAUGGUACCUCGCCGGCCCGGCAGUUUUCACCACCUUGUGCCAGUACUCGCUCGGAGCCGUCACCCAAGUCCUCGCCGGCCAUGUUGGCACCUUGGAGCUUGCUGCUAUCUCUGUCGAGAACUCUGUUAUUGCUGGCUUCUCCUUUGGUGCCAUGCUCGGAAUGGGGAGUGCUCUGGAGACACUCUGCGGCCAAGCAUACGGAGCAAAACAGCUGGACAUGUUAGGAAUCUACAUGCAGAGAUCAUGGGUCAUCCUCACAACGACGGCCUUCCUCCUCAGCUUCCUCUACAUCUUCGCCGGGCCGUUCCUCGAGCUGAUCGGACAGACCCCGGAGAUCUCCAGAGCCGCGGGGACCUUCUCAAUCUACAUGCUGCCACAGCUGUUCGCCUACGCCGUCAACUUCCCCAUCGCCAAGUUCCUCCAGUCUCAGAGCAAGAUCAUGGCCAUGGCCGUCAUCUCCACCGUCGCCUUGGUCCUCCACACUUUCUUCAGCUGGCUCCUGAUGCUGAAGCUCGGCUGGGGGAUGGUGGGGGCCGCGGUGGUCCUCAACGGCUCGUGGUGGUUCAUCGUCGUGGCUCAGCUUCUCUACAUCUUCAGUGGGACUUGUGGGCAGGCCUGGAGUGGGUUUUCGUGGAAGGCGUUCCAGAAUUUGUGGGGGUUCGUCAGGUUGUCACUUGCUUCGGCUGUUAUGCUCUGCUUGGAAGUUUGGUAUUUUAUGGCUUUGAUCCUUUUUGCUGGGUAUCUGAAGAAUGCAGAGGUCGCUGUCGAUGCCUUGUCCAUAAGCAUGAACAUACUAGGGUGGACAGUGAUGGUGGCCCUUGGAAUCAAUGCAGCAAUCAGCGUAAGAGUGUCGAACGAACUAGGAGCAGCCCAUCCAAGAACCGCAAAAUUCUCGCUAGUGGUAGCAGUGAUAUCUUCCUUCCUGACGGGACUCCUAAUCUCCCUUAUCCUCUUCAUUGCCAAAAACGGGUACCCAGCUCUGUUCUCCAGCGAUACCGACGUCAAGGCACUAGUGAAGGCGCUCACCCCAUUGUUAGCUCUCUCCAUUAUCAUCAACAACGUCCAACCUGUUCUCUCCGGGGUGGCCAUUGGAGCAGGAUGGCAAGCAGCAGUGGCAUAUGUGAACAUUGCUUGCUACUACGCAUUUGGGAUUCCCAUUGGUCUAAUUUUCGGCUACGUGCUACACCUGGGUGUCACGGGGAUCUGGUAUGGGAUGCUGGGAGGGACAGUACUACAGACUCUGGUUCUCUUCUGGAUGGUCUACAGAACCAACUGGAACAAAGAGGCUUCUGCUGCUGAAGAAAGGAUAAGAAGAUGGGGCGGAGAUGAAGGAACCAAAGAGACUAAAGCUUGA
Linum trigynum is the source of this 1503-nucleotide messenger RNA. The record is from the annotation of a GenBank genome assembly. NCBI's taxonomy places the organism in Eukaryota, Viridiplantae, Streptophyta, Magnoliopsida, Malpighiales, Linaceae.